AUGUCGUACACCUACAGCCGUGACCGAGAUUGGGAUGAGUCCCGCCCCGUCUCUAUAAAGCGUUACGUCAUUCCAGCCGAGGACGACCGUCGAGACUUCAUGUCACGACAUGACGACUAUGCCGGCGAGCGCGAGCUUGUCAUUCGGCGCAAGACCGAUCGCAGUGAGCCCAUGACCAUUUCCCGCUACGAACGAGAAGUGGACUACGAACCCCCAACUCGCCGCUAUGAGUACGAGCGAGAUUAUUAUGAUCGUGAGUCCCUACACCCCAGUGAUGCGCUUCUGCACCCCCACUCUCGUCUUCGGCCACCCAUGGAUCCCCAGGAGCGAGUGGAGCCCCAUACAUCUCAUAUCAUACAAGAAAACAUGCUCAUUUAUCAAGCCCGCGAAUCCGAGUACAAUGUUGUGCGCCGCUCCGAAGUCGACGAAGAUCCGUACUACUACGCCAGACAUCGCCGAGUCCGCGAAUACGAUGACCGACGUUCUCGUCGGGAGCUGAGCCCCGGAGACUCGAUUUCCCAGACAAGUCACCGCCGUGGCGAGCGCGAGGACUACAGCAGCGAUGAUAGCAUGGUCUACAUUCGCAAAGAGACCCGUGACGUUGAUGACCACCCCCACCACCGCCGUCACCUCGCAGAAGGUGCAUUGGUCGGUGUUGGAGCAGCAGAAUUGAUCCGUAGUCACCGCAAGCGGGACGGCGAAGAUGUCAGCGAUGGCGUCGGUCGUCUGGGUAAGACCCUUGGCGCGGGUGCUCUCGGAGCAGUGGCUGUCAACGCUGCUUCGCAUGCACGCGACUACUACCGCCGUAGUAAGAGCCGUCACCGUGCACACUCAUUUGAUGACGAACGUUCGUCCCACCAUCACAGCCGCCACAGCCGUGGUCGUCAUCACAGCCGAAGUCGUAGCCGCUCUCACUCGCACUCGCGUGCGAAGACCCUUCUUGAGCUUGGUGUGGGUGCCGCUGCCGUGGCGGCCGGUGUGGCUGCAUUGCGCAGCAAGUCCAACAACGACCGCAAGAGCCGAUCUCGCACUCGCUCCCGUUCUCGUGCUGCCAGCAGAGGUCGCUCCCUCAAAGACGGCAAAGAUUCCGAGCGUAGCAUGUCUGAGCGUCGCAAGCACAUGGCUGGCGCCGGUUUAGCUGGUGCAGCCGUUGCAGGACUUGUCGAGAAAGUCCGAAGCCACUCACGCUCUCGAAAGGGCGAGCGUUCCCGUUCUCGCAGCAAGUUUAGACAGGCCCUCCCCAUUGCAGCUGCUGGCCUAGCCACCGCUGCAGCUACUGGUCUUUAUGAGAAGAAGAAGAGCGAGAAGGAUGACAAAGAAGGUGUGAGCGCGCACCGUGGCCGCCAUCGCUCCAGAUCCCGCAGUCGAGCCCCUUCAGAGGCUUUCCCCGAUCCUGCUCGUGAUUCAGCCGGGCUGAUUGAGUACGGAAACCACCCAGUUGCAGGCAGCAUUCCAGCUGAGCACUAUUAUGGUGCACCUGUCAGCCCUGGUGGCCCUUACUACUCUGAUGGACAUGAGGCCUAUGCUCCACGCCGCCAUAGCCGAAGCCGCAGUCGCAGCCGUGGUGCCCGCUACAGCAGCUCUGAUGGCUCUGACAAGGAGCGCCGCCACCGCCAGAAGCACCGCAGCCGCUCGCGUGAUAUUGCAUCGGCCGCACUAGGUGCCACUGGGCUCGGUUAUGCAGCUCACAAGUACUCCCAGCGUAAGGACCGUGAGAAGUCCAAAGAGCGUGAGCACUCUCGGUACGAUCACGAUCCGAACCGCGAUCCUUACGAGGAGUCCUACGACCCUGAGCCCUACCCGCCUUCGCCCCACGCCGCAGCUCAGGGCCCACCCGGGGGUAGCGACCCCCACUACUAUCCAAACAACAACUACUUCCCCCUCCGCCGGGCGACUCGACUCAUAAUCUCAACACCACCCCUGCCCCCUACAACCCAGGCGACUACCCUCCCCCCCCUGCCCCAGCCUUACGGUUAUGGAGCUGUUCCACCAGGCCCAGGCAUGGGACCAGAAACUUACGCUCCCCGACCUCGUAGGGCAGAUGAGAAUGUGAGCCCUCCCUCCUCUGAUGAGAACACCGUGCAAGAUGGUCUAAAGAGCCACAAUCCAUAUCCCUCAUCUCCAGCUCGGUCUAGGUCAAAUAGCCAACCGCCCCAGUCGUCAAGCUCCAAGUCUGUUGCUUUUGACUUGACACCAGACAAAGGCUACGAGACAGAUGACAGUGAUGAUACCAUUGGCCCUGAUUCGCACAGUGGAGGCAGAUCCCAUCGCCACCACCGUCGACGACGCUCUUCCUCUGUUCCCCACUCCCCCGUUUCUCGCCAUGAUUCUGCUUCCCAUUCUUCUCGCCGCCAUGAUCACCGCUACUCUUCCAACGGAAAACACCGGUCUUCCGGAGCAGAUCUAGACUCAGACUCAACAGAGGAUUUACCAGACCGCUUUGACUCCCACGGCCGUCUCAUCCAAGAACGUGAUCCUACCCUUGAGAAAAUCGAGGAUCUAGUAACUCGCUUCAGCAAGGUGCUUUUCUGA
Molecule: messenger RNA, 2532 nt
Organism: Penicillium nucicola
Lineage: Eukaryota; Fungi; Ascomycota; Eurotiomycetes; Eurotiales; Aspergillaceae
Product: DUF3824 domain-containing protein
Exons: 4
Coding region: 1-2532 (843 amino acids)
Source: RefSeq, a predicted model, not a curated record